AAAAAAAAACUUUUAUUCAAAAAAAAAUUCAUCGUAUGCAAAACGAUUUUUCUUUGUCAUAUAGAAAAUAUAGCAAAAGAUACAAAUUCUACGUUCACAUCGAAAGCUGUGGUAAAAAUCUUCAAAAAAUUCAUUUGAAUUGGCAUAGAGGCGUUGCAUAAGCGGAGCGAAAAUUUUGACAAUUUGAUAUUGACCAAACCGCUGGUCAUUUCGGGAUUUCGAAACGUAUGUGCCUGCAUUACCACAGAGAAUGGCCAAUCAAAAUGGGCAAUUAAUAUUGCAGGCUUUGCAAACUCUGGAAGAACCCGCAACGGUCAUGAGAAUUGUGACACAUAUCGCCGACACAGCUGGCGUUCAUCCCAAUGAUGUGAAAGAAUCAGUGCAAGAGACAUUGAAUGGCGGCGUACGUUACGGCUAUAUACAGCGCUCCAAUCGCAAAUACUAUGCGGCGCCUGUUGACUUGGAAACCAUAACGGGUGAGGAGUGUAGUGAUCCGGAAGCUGAAACCAAUAAGGAUGAUAACAAGGAUAAUGGCGAAAUGGAGGAUCGUGGCGGUAGGCGGCGUAGAAGACGUGCAAGUCGUAGUCGCAGUCGGAGCCGACGUGGCUCACGACGUCGACGUCGACGUUAAGCCAUUUUUUUGAAAAAAAAGGCAAAAACAAAAAAAAACGCCCAAUUAAUAAUGAAUAAUUUGAAAUUUUGUAUCUUGAUGUGUCUCGUCUCUCUCUCACUCUCUAUGUAAGAUUGUCUACGGUGUUUCUAUAUAUAUCCAUGUAUAUUUUGAGAAAAUUAUGAUAAUGUUUACAAAAAAACAAAACAUAUUUUUCUGAUAAAACUCGUAUAAAUAUAGAGAAAAAAUAACUGAAUAAGUGUGAGAAAU
Molecule: messenger RNA, 880 nt
Organism: Zeugodacus cucurbitae (melon fly)
Lineage: Eukaryota; Metazoa; Arthropoda; Insecta; Diptera; Tephritidae
Exons: 2
Coding region: 251-631 (126 amino acids)
Source: RefSeq, a predicted model, not a curated record